Molecule: messenger RNA, 1176 nt
Organism: Cladocopium goreaui
Lineage: Eukaryota; Dinophyceae; Suessiales; Symbiodiniaceae
Source: the annotation of a GenBank genome assembly
AGCCUGGGUCACCAGCCAUUUCCCCUGGCAGUGCUGAAGAACAGCAUGGGCACCGGAGUACUGGUCUCAGGCGCAGGCCACCCAACAGAUGAAAGGAGUGGCCUUUGUAAAGUGGCACCCUGCAGUAGCAUCUCAAGCGCUCGGCAAAGCUUUGUGGGGGCUAUCUCGCAGGAUGUUGGCGCCAUGCUGGUGCUCGAACUCCUUGGAGGUCCACAGCCCGUUGCAGCUCUCGCAUGCACCUGCCGGGAGCUCUUGCAACAGCUGCGCGAUCCAAGGACUGGCCAGCUUCGCGUGUCGACCGCUAGCUUGAGGGCGUCCAGCCCUGCGCUGCUGGCGUUCGCCCAGCGGCUAUGUUUGGGCCAAUUGCGGAGCCUCAGACUCGACGUCUUCAAAGAGAGCGGACAUCUGCCGGAGAGGUUGGUGAACCAACUUUUGAGCAGCCUCGGAGAUGCCUUGGCAGCUGCUAAGCGCGGUAUGAUUUCUCUUCCAUUGGAGGACUUGUCCAUCCGCCUAGCCUUUUUCUCCGACAACAUCCAGCCGUUGAGGCCCAGCAGCAACGCCCAUGCAGCGCUGCUGCGGGGCUUGGCACAACUUCGGCUGCGGCGGCUGGAGCUUAGUUUUCUUCCGCUCAGCCGCAAGGUGAUCGAACAAGAGGUCACAGAGACAAAGCAGACCUUCCUCUCGGUUCUACGCGGCCUCGAUCGUCUUCAAGAACUGCUGCUGACUCACAAUGGCAUGCAUGGAGAAGUCGCAUUGCAACUGGUAGAGGCGCUGCGUCAUCUUCCACAUCUACAGAGCUUUGAUGUUUCCAGGAAUCGAAUCGCUUACCAGGAUUUCAAUGACAUGGCCAGAAUUCUUGGAGGUUCUGUGAAGCUCACAGGGCUUGACUCGCAGACAUACCUCGUAUGAGUUCGUUCGCCUCGUUUUUUGAGUGACCGGUCGCUGGAGCAAACUAAACAUGUCAGCGAUUGUCAGCGUGUGGCGCAGAAAAGUUCCAGUUGCCUGCUGGUGCAAGUAAUGGUUUUCCAUCAUUGGUUUCCUGCUUGUUCCGCCGUUUGUUGUUGAAACUUGGUUUGGUGUUUCGAUGCCGGCCCCGAGUGCCCAGAGGCAACCAACAAUCGAAAGUUGGAGGUUGCGCUGAGGUGGGCCACUGGAGAAUGGCUCGGUCAAAAUGGC